AUGUCUACAGCAUAUGUCAACUUCUUCGGCGGUUCGCCCCUGAACCGCCUCUCAUGGCUGCGCACGUCGCCAAACUUUCUCAAUGCGAUUGCACUCAGACCCACUACGCGCUGGCUGUUGUUCCAGGGUGGCCAACCGCUGCUGCUCUCCGAGCCCAUCACGCGCAAGCGAUCGCUAGCACGGCUCUCAACUGCGGACGUGCGCCCUCUCCUCGGCUCGGAACCAUUCUUCUCGCAGGGACAGGUUGAAGGAGAGCACGCGCCAUCUGACGUCCUAGUUUUGGAAUCUGCGCGACUUCGCGGCCCUCCGCUUGUAUUCCUCGGUUUGCAUGAGCCUCAGGCGGUCGGAGGCGAGGCGGAUGCUUUACCGUCGUCCGAGUUCAGCGCGAAAAGUGAUGCAGAGACUGUCAUCGCGAAUCUUACAGGCACACCAUAUUUCUCUCUGGACGUGACUCAGGUAGAGCAAACCGUGUUGGACAAGACCCUGCUGGCGUCGGAGCCUGCUAAGGCAGGCGCUGAGCUGACGUUCUUCGAGCCGCGCGGCGCAAUGGCAUACAUGGACGCGUUCGAGAAGGGUCUGCACAACUUUGCCCACCCGCGCACGGAUGCCGUUGUUAUUAUGGCUAUAAUCGACGAAGCCGGAGAGAAAGUCCUGCUUGGGAGAAACAGGAAAUGGCCUGAGAAAUUCUACUCCGCACUUGCCGGGUUCAUGGAGCCCGGCGAGAGCUUCGAGGAUGCCGUCAAGCGAGAGAUAUGGGAAGAGGUCGGUGUACGCGUCUGGAACGUACAGUAUCACUCUACACAGCCCUGGCCAUACCCGGCAAGCCUCAUGGUCGGCUUCUACGCCACUGCGGACUCGUCGCAGCCACUACGCAAAGACCUGGACAAUGAGCUCGAGGACGCACAAUGGUGGACACGCGAGCAGGUCCUACAGGUUCUCAGCAAUGCCGCGGGUACCAACUUAACGGACAAGGACCACAGCAGAAUCUCGGAAGCGCAGGAGCAGCAGGAGCAGCACGACCACGAGGCGCUCAAGUCAUCCACUGCGAACGCGCGGGCGGGCGAAGCGUUGCCCAAGGACGGGAAAGCGCAGGUUGAGAAUAGCUCUGCCAGCGGGCUAGAUGAGGUGCCGUUUAGAAUCCCGCCGUUGACUGCCGUUGCGGGCGUGCUAGUGAACGAAUGGGCAUACCGCCGUGCGGGACCGGGAUCAGGCGUUGCUGGGCAGUCGAAGUGA
This is a messenger RNA of Postia placenta MAD-698-R-SB12, 1233 nucleotides long. RefSeq lists its product as hypothetical. The record is from RefSeq and is a predicted model, not a curated record. The transcript is spliced from 6 exons. Gene Ontology annotation, biological process: NAD+ catabolic process; NADP+ catabolic process. Gene Ontology annotation, molecular function: NADH pyrophosphatase activity. Bases 1 to 1233 code for a protein of 410 amino acids. Lineage: Eukaryota; Fungi; Basidiomycota; Agaricomycetes; Polyporales; Adustoporiaceae. Gene Ontology annotation, cellular component: cytosol.